This is a messenger RNA of Manis javanica (Malayan pangolin), 2094 nucleotides long. Lineage: Eukaryota; Metazoa; Chordata; Mammalia; Pholidota; Manidae. The record is from RefSeq and is a predicted model, not a curated record.
UUAGACUGUUUUGCCGCAACUACUGGGAAGUGGGGGAUGGUUUAUUUGCGGCUCCUUCAUCCGUCCACAGUCACUGUAUGGAAGGGCACUGUAGAAGUUUCCCGAAAUGUUCCUGUCACGAGUCGCGGCACCUCUCUUCCUCUCUGCCACUCCCCCAGGCCAAGCCCUCCUCGAGGUCCAGUAACGCUGCACUCGCAGCGGCGCUUCAGGGGAUCAGGCCGGGCUGCCGCACCGAGAAAAGCAGGCCCCGUGCGGGGCCGAGGAACGCACGCCCCGGGCGCCAGAAGGCACGCGGGAGGCUGGCAGGCGGCGGGAGAGCACUGGAGCCGAUACCAGAAUAUGGUUUCUAGUUUUAGGGUUUCUGAAUUACAAGUGUUACUAGGCUUUGCUGGACGGAAUAAAAGUGGGCGCAAGCAUGACCUCCUGAUGAGGGCGUUGCAUUUGUUGAAGAGUGGCUGCAGCCCUGCGGUUCAGAUUAAAAUCCGAGAAUUGUAUAGACGCCGGUAUCCACGGACUCUUGAAGGACUUUCUGAUUUAUCCACAAUCAAAUCAUCAGUUUUCAAUUUGGAUAGUAGCUCAUCACCUGUAGAACCUGACUUGGCCGUGGCUGGAAUCCACUCGUUGCCUUCCACUUCAGUUACUCCUCACUCACCGUCCUCUCCUGUUGGUUCUGUGCUGCUUCAAGAUACUAAGCCCACAUUUGAGAUGCAGCAACCAUCUCCCCCAAUUCCUCCGGUCCAUCCUGAUGUGCAGUUAAAAAAUUUGCCCUUUUAUGAUGUCCUUGAUGUUCUCAUCAAGCCUACAAGUUUAGUUCAAAGCAGUAUUCAACGAUUUCAAGAGAAGUUUUUUAUUUUUGCUCUGACACCUCAACAAGUUAGAGAGAUAUGCAUAUCCAGUUUGCAGAGUUCACUGUUGGGCUAUGCACCACCACCUAAAAAUGGAAUUGAACAGAAGCGCCCUGGACGCCCUUUGAAUAUUACAUCUUUAGUUAGGUUAUCUUCGGCUGUGCCAAACCAGAUUUCCAUUUCGUGGGCAUCAGAAAUUGGAAAGAAUUACUCCAUGUCUGUAUAUCUUGUACGACAGCUCACAUCAGCCAUGUUAUUACAGAGAUUAAAAAUGAAAGGUAUUAGAAACCCUGAUCAUUCCAGAGCACUAAUUAAAGAAAAACUUACUGCAGAUCCUGAUAGUGAAAUUGCUACAACUAGCCUUCGGGUAUCGUUGAUGUGCCCCUUAGGGAAAAUGAGGCUGACAAUUCCAUGUCGUGCAGUGACUUGUACACAUCUACAGUGUUUCGAUGCUGCUCUUUAUCUUCAAAUGAAUGAGAAGAAACCCACUUGGAUUUGUCCUGUGUGUGACAAAAAAGCUGCUUAUGAAAGUCUAAUUUUAGAUGGGCUUUUUAUGGAAAUUCUCAAUGACUGUUCUGAUGUGGAUGAGAUCAAAUUCCAAGAAGAUGGUUCUUGGUGUCCAAUGAGACCGAAGAAGGAAGCUAUGAAAGUAUCCAGCCAACCUUGUACAAAAAUAGAAAGUUCAAGUGUCCUCAGUAAGCCUUGUUCAAUGACUGUAGCCAGUGAGGCAAGCAAGAAGAAAGUGGAUAUUAUUGACCUAACAAUAGAAAGCUCUUCUGAUGAAGAGGAAGACCCUCCUGCCAAAAGGAAAUGCAUCUUUAUGUCAGAAACUCAAAGCAGCCCAACCAAAGGGGUUCUCAUGUAUCAGCCAUCUUCUGUAAGGGUGCCCAGUGUGACUUCGGUUGAUCCUGCUGCUAUUCCGCCUUCAUUAACAGACUACUCAGUACCAUUCCACCACACGCCAAUAUCAAGCAUGUCAUCAGAUUUGCCAGGUUUGGAUUUUCUUUCCCUUAUUCCAGUUGAUCCCCAGCAGUACUGUCCUCCUAUGUUUUUGGAUAGUCUCACCUCACCCUUAACAGCAAGCAGUACGUCUGUCACCACCACCAGCCCCCAUGAAAGCACUACUCAUGUUAGUUCAUCCAGCAGCAGGAGUGAGACAGGGGUCAUAACCAGCAGUGGAAGUAACAUUCCUGACAUCAUCUCAUUGGACUGAAGGAGGACUCACUCAAUUGUAGGAGUCAUUCAUCAA